ACUUCCGGGAUUCGGCCUGUCGAAAAAUGAAAGCACGCAACUUUGAGAAGAAAAUUUCAAAGCAGUAGCAUUAUAUGUGGUACUGUCGACGCACAUAUCACAAGGUACACAACUAUUGAAACAUGAGGCUCCAGAAAGCAUUAUUCCGUGGGGUUUCAUACUCUUGCAACGUGAAUGCAAGAAUUUCUCUAUGUCGUCUUCAAGAUAUAAGCCCAAUAGGAAAGAUGAUAUCUAGGUUAUCAUCUACUACUUCAUCAACAAAAUUGACCUCUUCAUCAGUUCCAGAUCAGUGCAAUACAUCACCAGCCUAUGACGCCCAUGUUAUAAAAACAGAACAUGUAAAACUAGUAUGUAAUGAUUGUAACAGAUUCAAAGACAUUUUGUCACAAAACUCAACAAACAAUCAUUCCAAACUGUACAAUAAGUCUUUGUGGUCUCUACAUAAUGAAUCAUUGACUCAUACCAGACAUGUGAUGAACAAUAUGCCAUGUGUCAGUAACUUCCAUUCCAUGAAGAACUCUGAUCUGUUCAACAAGAGAAAAUUGAUGGACCCAUCAGUAUACUUGACACACCCACUAAACCGAUGCCUGACUGUGUCUCCUAAAGGGAUCCUGGACGCGUCUCCAAAAAUGAUUCAACCCUAUUUGAGACUUAUCAGAUUUGAUAAACCUAUAGGUACCUACUUGCUAUACUGGCCAUGCACAUGGAGCAUUGCCAUGGCAGCGACCCCAGGUCACCUUCCUGACCUCUGGCUGUUGACCUUGUUUGGGGCGGGAGCCUUCUUCAUGAGAGGGGCUGGUUGUAUUGUAAAUGACAUGUGGGACAGAGACAUUGAUAAGAAGGUUGAACGAACAAAACUCCGGCCUCUAACCAGCGGUGAGCUGAGCAUGUUCCAGGGCCUUGUCUGUUUAGGAGGGAUGUUAUCAGUAUCACUGGCAAUACUUUGUCAGCUCAAUAUGUUCAGUAUCAUACUGGGGGCGUCGUCCAUGUUGCUGGUGAUUCUGUAUCCACUGGCCAAGAGGUACACCUACUGGCCCCAAGCUAUGCUAGGCCUGACCUUCAAUUACGGGGCCCUGUUAGGCUGGGCUGCAGUGCAGGCCUCUGUCGACCUAUCCGUAGUGCUGCCGCUGUAUGCCAGUUGUUUCGCUUGGACUCUUUUGUACGACACCAUUUAUGCUCAUCAAGAUAAAUAUGACGAUAUGCUGAUUGGCGUUAAGUCUACGGCCCUAAGGUUUGGUGACCAGACUAAGUACUGGUUGUCAGGGUUUGGUGUAGUGAUGAUCAGUGGACUGACCACGACAGGAAUCAUGUGUGACCAGACAUGGCCGUACUACACAGCAGUGGCCUUUACCUGCGGUCAUCUGUUCCACCAGAUUUGGUCAGUUGACCUGGAUAAUGCAGACGAUUGUGCGGCCAAGUUUCGCUCCAACACGCGACUUGGAUUCCUCAUGUUCCUGGGGGUUACCAUGGGAACCCUGCUGAAGGUGGCGGAGGAGGACGAGAAGGAAAACAAGAUCAAAGCAAUGUGAAAUCUUAGAUUCUGUGAUUGUGGUUGUUUAAAAGCUUCACAAUGCAAAAUAUACUUGUGGACUCUACAUUAAAAUGUAAAUUCCACUUACGUUGUUAUACGUUGUUAUAUGUGCCAUGACACUGUGUACUUCAUGUCUGCUAUAGAUUAUUAUAUAAA
Molecule: messenger RNA, 1687 nt
Organism: Mizuhopecten yessoensis (Yesso scallop)
Lineage: Eukaryota; Metazoa; Mollusca; Bivalvia; Pectinida; Pectinidae
Product: 4-hydroxybenzoate polyprenyltransferase, mitochondrial-like
Exons: 8
Coding region: 123-1529 (468 amino acids)
Biological process (GO): ubiquinone biosynthetic process
Cellular component (GO): mitochondrial inner membrane
Source: RefSeq, a predicted model, not a curated record